AUGACACGGAAUGCGCCACUCCUGGAAGACCUCUUCUGGGCUGGACCACGAAUUUUCAUGAAGCUUGGAUCCUACAUAACCUUCUCGGACCAAGCGGGUGGUACAGCAGACCGACUAGCAUCACCAUUGGGUGCUGGCAUGCCAUCGGACGGCUCGCAGCCGUCCUGGUACAAUCUUCUAGAGCCUAACCCUAGUUUUGCUUCAGCGACGAGGAUAAGUGUUCCUAUUGGGGAUUCAAAUGUCGACACACCGGCUACACGACUGUCUCUCGAUAGUGCGCGAGGUUUGGGCAGCGUAUUUGGUUAUGCAACUAGCAAGUGGGCUGUCUCGACUAUCGCCAUGGCUAUCAUUCUGAACCGCACACAUAUUUUCGCGGCUACUCGGAGGAGAUUGCGAUUUCAAUGGCAUACCAGGUUACUGGUUCGAAGCUUGCCUAUUAUUCUUCUCGCCUUCCAAUCGCUUCAUCUGCUUCAUUCCAUCCAAUGUCAGACUUCGCCAAAUUUCAAUCAACUUCGUUGGGGUCUUGCGAAUAAGACAUCAGACUUGGUAUUUGCGCAUCCCAGUGCGUUCUUAAACACCCUGAGUUCCAGUUUACUUUUCGGCAUGAGUGACAGAGAGUCAUGCGAGGCUACCAACAUGAUUCCGAAGCUCAAUAGUUCCAACAUACAAAAUCUUCGUGGCUCCUUGAGUUUAUUAUGGCCAUUGUUCGGUGUUUUAUGUCUGAGUCACUUUAUAGAGACGCUUUCGUGUGCUGUUCAAGGUCGUCCACUUUGCGCCGAAACUGGAAUGACACUCUUUGAACAAUCACUUGCGUUUGCAGAAGCCGAUGCCGCUGUCAAUAACCAACUGGGCUGGGCAUCUUUGCCUCGCAAGAGUCAAAACUUAAAUUUCCCACUAGCUGGUUUAACGGAAUCAUUUUCCCUGUCUCGAGCCAUGAUUCUAAGCAAGGUUAACACACCGCCUGAAGUCUUGUUUAUCGCCUUUUUAUCAUCAAUGACCCAUUUAUCCAGCCAUGUCCUGGGAAUAUUCGAUGCACAGUCAAAAUACAGACUGGCAAAUACCGGUUUCUGGGGUCUGUGUUUCAUGGCGACCAUUGUCUGGAGCGCCUUCGAAUUUGAAUUAGGAAAUCCUUCAGCACAGAGUUUGCUAAGGUUUCCCACGGUGUGUAUAAUUGGAUUUGUUCCCCACGUUCUGGUCCUAUCUGGAAUUGCGGUCUGCUUGCUGAUAUACGGUCUGGCACUCAUUUUGUCUGCUCUUGCGCCGCCAUCGUCAACGUCAAACCACACUGCAAGAUCUUGGCGAGAAAGACUAGCACAGGCUCAUGAUAAUAUGCAAGCAAACCUGUCGUUGUCGGAGAUUCGCAUAACUCGGGAGAUGGACUUUUACACUGCACUCCUCCGGACCGGAUUUGCUGCCAUCAGCAUGGCCAGUGAAGCCGUUUAUCUCAAUGAAGAUCGCGGUGUUUCACUCCAGCAGCACACUUGGUUAGAAGAAGCUCGCUUCCGCGAGAUGGAGGAAUUGCAAAGACAGGUUGUGGGAGUUGGGAUAUCUAAUUCUCAAUUUGACCUGAUUGGUACUAUCGGCCUCGUUCCGGUGAAGGAUGGAACUAUGUCUGCUACCAGCGGAUACGGCCGUGAACGUGCCGCUCAGAGAAUUUCCAGAGGACGAAGUGAAAGAACCAUUAGAGCAGGCACAGGAGCUACUGAAAGAAGCUCGAGGUGGUUCUUGGCAGUAGAGUUCUUGUUGAGCACCGGCAAGUUGACGAUGCGGGUGAGUGCCUUAGCAACCCUCUGGGCCAUAGGGAGAAUGCGAAUAAGGAGUCAGCCAACUUGGCUACUCUGGUUAGCACAACGGCCAAAACUCAGUACUGGGGAUAAGAUACCACGAAUGAGUCAUGGCACGAUUUCGGACCCUUCCAGACGUUUGAUUACCAAUGAAAGAUCGGUUUCUCGAAUGGAGACUAUGGAUGUCGAAGCUGAGUUUAGGCGCGUCAAUGCCAGUCAAGACGAGGACAGCCUUGAUGCAGAUCUAUACAAGUAUUGGUUGUCAGGAGGUUGGUGGGGAUCCAGUGAUGAAAGCGGCGAAUAUAAGCCGGACGACGAAGAUGGCUGGGAUACUACGUCUGCUAUCUCAGUUUCGACAAUAGCCAUAGAGGAUGACGGUCAAGGCAUGUUCUCGCAUUCAGAAGACAAUGAGAGCGCAACAUCCGCGAGACCUUUGUUGAAAGGAAGCUGGCGGACACCGCCCGCUGCGGAUACCGCCUUAGACAUGAGUAACCUUGCGAAAUUGCUACAUCCAGAGACCACUGAAGAGCGGGAAGAGGCACAAACGCUCUCUGCUCAUCUACUGUCCGAUACAGUAAUGACGAGAUCAGGAUUUAGACGCCAGGAGCAACUUCGACGAAGUCGUGUUCUUCGACGACCUGGAAUGGUGGUGAACAGCGGUUACAAUCAUCCGGAGGCCCGAUACAUGAGGCUGAAUCCGGAAGACGAGGAGCAAAUUUUGGAGCAAAUUCUUCUCUCACGUCGCAGCCACAGCGAGUUUCAUGCCCAUAACUCUACAACCGUACGGACCAAUUCAGGUGGCGAGGACGGCGCCAACCUGCCAUGCGUGGUUUGCCAAAGUGCAGCCCGAACGAUUAUUGUUUGGCCAUGCCGUUGUCUUAGUUUGUGCGACGAUUGUCGCGUGUCACUAGCAAUGAACAACUUUGAUAAGUGUGUUUGUUGCCGAAGGGAUGUUAUGAGCUUUAGCCGGAUUUUUGUGCCAUAA
This is a messenger RNA of Pochonia chlamydosporia 170, 2769 nucleotides long. Its product is annotated as ubiquitin-protein ligase (Asi3). Bases 1 to 2769 code for a protein of 922 amino acids. Gene Ontology annotation, molecular function: ubiquitin protein ligase activity. The record is from RefSeq and is a predicted model, not a curated record. The transcript has a single exon. Gene Ontology annotation, biological process: protein ubiquitination; ubiquitin-dependent protein catabolic process. Lineage: Eukaryota; Fungi; Ascomycota; Sordariomycetes; Hypocreales; Clavicipitaceae.